AUGGUCAUCACCAGAACAAAGGAACUGAUUUUUGGGUACAUUGAGGAUAACAUCAGAAGAAGAAUGCAGAAUUGGAAGAACAAAUUUCUAAGCUCAGCAGGCAAGGAAAUUCUAAGUAAGUCAGUGGCAACAGCAAUGCCAACCUACACUAUGGCUUGUUUCAAAUUACAUUGUAAGCUGUGUAAAGAAAUAUGUGCACUGAUGGCCAAUUAUUGGCGGGGAGAACAAGACAACAGGAACAAGAUUCAUUGGGUAUCCUGGAAGAAAAUGACCAAGGAUAAGAAGGAAGGUGGACUAGGAUUCAAGGAUAUCCAGAGUUUCAACAAAGCCUUACCAGCUAAACAGAUUUGGAGGAUCAUCACUCAUCCAAAUCUGCUAGCUAACAAGGUUUUUAAAGCAAAGUACUUCUCAAAAGGCAACAUUCAAAGCUGCAAGGUGCCAAACAAUGCUUCAUGGUUCUGGCAAUGCAUUAUGGGAGUAAGAGGGGACAUCAGUUGGGGUGUUUGGAAGAGGAUGGGUAAUGGAAAGAAUACUAAGAUAUGGGAGGAUAGAUAG
Molecule: messenger RNA, 555 nt
Organism: Coffea eugenioides
Lineage: Eukaryota; Viridiplantae; Streptophyta; Magnoliopsida; Gentianales; Rubiaceae
Exons: 1
Coding region: 1-555 (184 amino acids)
Source: RefSeq, a predicted model, not a curated record